Messenger RNA from Oncorhynchus mykiss (rainbow trout), 7227 nucleotides. NCBI's taxonomy places the organism in Eukaryota, Metazoa, Chordata, Actinopteri, Salmoniformes, Salmonidae. The record is from RefSeq and is a predicted model, not a curated record.
CAGGGGAGAUGGGCAGCAGGUUUUGUGGAGCGUUCAGAGCGAUCCUGUCAGUUCAGUUCAUCUAUGGGUUGUUUGGCGACUGUGUGUCACGGAUAAAAACAUGCGUUCCUUUUGGACUAGGAGUAACAUGGGGACACAGGGGAAUUUCAGACCAAUAGAUGGUAUUUUACGUCUUGGCAGCUAGGGUACCCCACUGGAGCCUACCCACUGUAUGGAAACGAUGUCCAAAGUGAAUGGAAGGACAAUAACUAAAUGAGAGCACUACCUCAAAAUAUCAUCGCCCCCCUUUAUCCUGGAGCAUCAUUACUUAUCCAAAGCUAUUCAAACAGUAAAUCAAUUUUUAAAUGGCUGAACUUGAAGUAUGCAAAAAUCUCAGUUUUGAGAAGGUGGAGCGAUGUAUGAGUGCCAUGCAGUCGGGGACACAGAUGGUGAAGUUGAAGGCUGGUUCCAAGGGGCUGGUGAGACUGUUCUACCUGGACGAACAUCGCUCAUGCAUCCGAUGGAGACCCUCACGCAAGAGCGAGAAGGCCAAGAUCACUAUUGAUUCGCUGUACAAGGUGACGGAGGGCCGUCAGUCAGACAUCUUCCACCGCCAUGCGGAGAACAGUUUCGACCCGGCCUGCUGUUUCACCGUUUAUCAUGGCAACCACAUGGAGUCCCUAGACCUGGUGACCUCUAACCCUGAGGAGGCUCGGACCUGGGUGACAGGACUACAAUACCUGAUGGCUGGCAUCAGUGACGAGGACUCACUGGCCAAACGACAACGCACCCACGACCAGUGGAUGAAGCAGACGUUUGAGGAGGCUGAUAAGAACGGGGAUGGUUUGUUGAACAUGGAGGAGAUCUACCAGCUACUGCACAAGAUGAACGUCAACCUGCCCCGCAGGAAGGUCAAACACAUGUUCCAGGAAGCGGACUCGGAUGACCAACAGGGCACGUUGACAUUUGAGGAGUUCAGUGUGUUUUAUAAGAUGAUGUCUCUCCGGCGGGACCUGUAUCUGCUGCUCAUGGGAUACAGUGACAGGAAGGACCACCUGACUGCCGACGAGCUGGCCAACUUCCUGCUCAACGAACAGAAGAUGGUGAAUGUGACUACAGAGUACUGUCUGGAUGUCAUUGAAAAGUUUGAGCUGUCUGAAGAGAACAAACAGAAAGGCAUUCUGGGAAUUGAGGGUUUCACCAGUUUCAUGCGCAGCCCCACGUGUGAUGUGUUUAACCCUGAACACCAUGAGGUGAACCAGGACAUGGAUCAGCCUCUGAGUAGCUACUACAUCUCCUCGUCUCAUAACACCUACCUAACGGGAGACCAGCUGCUGUCUCACUCCAAGACAGACAUGUACGCCUGGGUACUACAGGCUGGCUGCCGCUGUGUGGAGGUGGACUGUUGGGAUGGUCCUGAUGGAGAGCCCAUGGUUCAGCAUGGUUACACUCUGACCUCCAAGAUCACCUUCAAGUCUGUCAUAGAGACCAUCGACAAAUACGCCUUCAUCAGCAACCAGUACCCAGUGAUCCUAUCCAUAGAGAACCAUUGUAGCAUCCAACAACAGAAGAAGAUAGCCCAGCACCUCAGAGAGAUCCUGGGAGACAAGCUGGACCUGGGAGAGGCCCUCCGCAGAGACUCUAUACAGCUACCCAGCCCCCACUCUCUACAGGGGAAGAUACUCAUCAAGGGGAAGCGUCUCCCUCCCUACCUGUCUGUGGAUGUUGAGGAGGGGGAGGUGUCAGAUGAUGACGACAGUGCUGAUGAGAUUGACGACAACUUUAAACUAAAGAACAGCAAUAGUAAUGGUAACCACCAAGUGGAAAGUUACAUCAGGAAGAAGCUGGACUCUCUGUUGAAGGAGGCUCAGAUUGGAGACAAGGAGGACACAGACAGCUCCAGCAUCAGAGCCCUGCUCAGAGCCACACACGUGGGCCUGCAGAAGAACCUACCGAAUCCCAAAGAGGGACUUAAAAAAUCCCAAAGUCGAUCAUUCAUCAGCAACAUCAAGCAAAAGAGACACUCUAAAUCCAGGCUGAAGUCCCAGAGUACCGAUGGAGAGGAGGAAGGACAGGAGACCUCUGGGAAAGAGGCGGGAGGACAGAUCACCAGGGGAGGGAGGAAAAGGAAGACGAUGAAGCUGAGUAGAGAUCUGUCAGACCUGGUUGUUUUCACUAACUCUGUGGCCUCUCAGGAGGGACUGGACGACAGUACUCCUGGGAAUGUUCUGUCGUUCAGUGAGACUCGUGCCCAGCAGCUAGUGAACCACAGAGCUGAGCGCUUCCUGUGUUUCAACCAGCGACAGCUGUCUAGAAUCUACCCCUCAGCCUACCGUAUAGACUCGUCCAACUUCAACCCUCAGCUCUACUGGAAUGUGGGCUGUCAGCUGGUGGCUCUGAACUACCAGACAGAGGGUCGGAUGAUGCAGCUCAACAGAGCCAAGUUCAUGGUGAACGGUGGCUGUGGCUACGCCCUCAAACCUCCACCCAUGUGUAAAGGCUCGUUCAACCCGUUCAGUGACGACCCCCUCCCUGCCUACCCCAAGAAACAGUUGGUGCUGAAGAUCAUCAGUGGACAGCAGCUUCCCAAACCACCAGACUCUAUGUUGGGGGACCGGGGAGAGAUCAUUGACCCGUUUGUAGAGGUGGAGAUCAUCGGCCUGCCAGUGGACUGCUGCAAGGAGCAAACUCGAGUAGUGGACGACAACGGUUUUAACCCCGUGUGGGAGGAGAACCUGUCCUUUACCCUCCACAUGGCGGAGGUGGCUCUGGUGCGUUUCCUCGUUUGGGACCAUGACCCCAUCGGACGAGACUUUGUGGGCCAGAGGACUGUGGCCUUCAAUAGCCUGAUGCCAGGUUAUAGACAUGUGUACUUGGAGGGGUUGACUGAGGCGUCAAUCUUUAUCCACGUAUCAGUUCAUGACAUCUAUGGGAAGUGGAAUCCACUAGUCCUGAACCCCAGCUUUACCAUAAUGCACUUUCUAGGAGCCCACAAGGGUCGUCAGCUAGGAGGCAUCAGGGGCUUAUUUAACAGGCCCUCUAAGUUUUCAGUAGACACCAGCUGUGGUUCGGCCCUCAGGAAACGCUCCAUCAGUGACCACCUCCUCCGACGCACCGCCAGCGCCCCCGCCAACCGUCGCAAGAAAACCAAGAUGAAGCUCGCUGAGUCCUCUACCUCCAUAUCAGACCGCAAGGCCUCCAUAUCAGACCGCAAGGCCUCCAUAUCAGACGGCAAGGCCUCCAUAUCGGACCGCAAGGACAGAGUGUGGGCCGGGGCAGGGGCUGGGGGGGAGGGGUCCCAGAACAGGGAAAGGGACAGGGAGGGGGUAAUGGUGGAGAGACGCCCAACACCCCUCACCCACAGGCCCAUCUCCAUGCCCCUGGAGGGGCUACUGCAGGGACAGCUCUCCCUCUGCUCCCCCGACCAGGAGCAGACUGACCUGGGUGCAGACACACACAUCGGAACGUCCCCCUUUAACCAGCCCGGGUCCCACUCUGUGGAACUCGUCGUCGAAUCAUCCGCCUCCCUUGAGCACAAAGUGUUCACCCCUUCCAUCAAUCACAACAACGCACAGGAUAACACCACCGAGUCUGACCAAUCAGAUGACACCUCCUACCUGGUCAUUGGCCGAGGAGGAGGAACUGUAGAUGGUGACUCCAAAAACCAAACACAAGACAGAGUCAACCCACCCAGCAAAGCUGAGGGCGUUUCUUCUCGCCAAAGGACGUUGUGUCACCUCAGCAGCUCAACAGAGACAGAGAGCAACUGUUUACACGUACCAAGUGAGAGCAGACCAGAGACAACAUUACUUAGUACAACAAACACAGCAACUUCCUCCUCUCCUUCCUCUGAGCUCUCCAUCUCACUACUGAAUGUGGACCGGUCCGAUCUGCAGAGCCCCGUCCACCUACAGGACAGCAUCAUCUCACAUCUCAUUGACGCCGUAUCCCUCGGCAACGAUACCACCAACGGGUCUAUUUCCGCUCUGAUUGGUCAGUUUGACCUCACCGGCGACCAGAAUGAUUUCACAAUGAACUCUGACCCCCACACCCUCAGUGUCAUGUCCUGUCUGUCCGAUCCUGCUGUCUGGGACUCCAGCACACCCGAUAAGGUUACCAUAGACUAUACCACCCGAUAUAAAGACCCACACACCAUCUCCUCCCCCCGCAAGGCAAUGAACGGACCUAUCACUCCUCAAAAAGCAAGCCAGACCCCUAACCACGCGAACCAGAAUCUACUCUCACCCCACCCCAAAACCUCCCACACAGACCCCAAUGCGCCCCUUCUCUUCUCCAGUCCUGAGACCACGGAGCUGGAGGAGGUCUAUACCAUCCUGGAUGAGGAGGUAUUGUCUCCAGUCUCUGUCUACAACCUGAAGAAGCAGACCAUCGGCAACAUCCAGGCUGACUCUGAGGAGAACACACCCAUGGGAAGCCUGGAGCCUUCCCCAGCCAAGGUGCCUCCUUUCCUAGGGGUAGAAGGCAAUGGCAGCUGGGUGGGCUCACGGAGGGGUGUGGUGGAGGAGAAAGGAGAGGGCUACGGGGGUGAGUGUGAUCCUAAAAGGUUGGGGUCAGUGGGAGAGUGGGGGUUGUCGUGGGGUUACACGUGCCUGUCCAACAACAGUACAGUGUCUGACCAAUUCCUGUUGUGCCAUGACACGGAAGGAAGUAGUCUGAUGGAGGUGGAAAUUAACGUGGACGAGGAUCCACUGGAGAUGACCCUGACAUUACCGAGACACAACCAUACCUGGGUCGCUACCAGCCCAACCAAAUGCUACGCUGCUCCUCAACUCCAGCACUCCCAAUGUUCUUCACCCGUCAAACAGCCCUCACACCAGCCCUCCCCUCGCCAAGCCCCAUUGACAACCCCUCAAACUCAGCCCUCCUCCUGCAAAGGGCCCCCCAACCCCAGCCCCCUCCUCCUGAACAGCCAUCCUUCCACUCAUAGCAGACACAUUACCAGAGCCUUCACCCAGCAGCACAGUUACAGUGGUCCCACCCAGCCCCAGACCAGGAGCUACCAGGGUGGGACAGGGGAAGGACAGGGUCAGGGAGAAGCGUCAACCUGCUUCCAGAAUGGGUUCUCCUCCUCAGAGUGUAUGUCUGUUCUUUCUGGUCCAAGGUCUGUUAGCCUCCCCAGAGACAGAGGCCUGUACUCCCCCAGCUCAGACUGUAGUGUGGAUUCCAGUCAGCGAGACUACGACUGCUUCAGACACUCUACUGCCUCGGCCUCCCACUACACCCAGCCCCAACCCCAUCCCAAAACAGACACCCAGCUCCAACCCCUGACCCAAACCCAACCCCAAUCAGACACCCAGCCCAAGCCACAAACUCAGCUCCAACCCCAAUCUGGUCGCCCAUCACUGCCCCUUUUGGGCUCCACCCUCACCCCUCCUCUACCUAUCCUCAGACCAUCCACAGCCCCCAGCCCCUGCAAGUCCAAGUCUCUGGGUGACCUGACAUCAGAGGACAUCUCCUGCAACUUCCACAGCAAGUACAACAUCAUCAGCCGCAGCUUUAUCACCCCCUGUAUGAGGGAGCGGAGGAGGAUGAGGGGCCUGGGAGGUCUGUCCCAACGACUGCAGUCUGCAGACCCCCUCACCGAGCAGUUACGCAAACUAGUCACCCUAGAGGGGGAUGACAGAGACGGGGACAGACCCCAGGCACCCCAGCUUACCCAGUUACCUCAGUUACAGAUACCCCCCAAACCCUUCAUACCCCCAUCCUGCCCCUCCUCAAACUUUGUCCCUGACACCCAGGAGGACUCCCCGCCCCUCCUCUCUCGCCGUCUCUCCUCUCGGAGCCAGAGCCGUGUGCGUCACAUCAACAAUCGUGCUCGAGAGAGGCAGCGGGAGGCUCUAAAGCCCCGGGACAUGAGCGCCCCCUCCAGCGUGGGAGGGGUAGUGCUGCGUACUAAAGUAGCAGCAUGUCAGAACCCCCCAGCUAACAGACACUCCACAGGCUCUUACAUAGCGGGCUACCUGGACCAGCUGGAGGAAAGGGGGCUGCCUGAGGGGGGGUGCACCACACUGGGGUACGGAUACGGAGAUCAUUAUCAUGAUGACUCUCUGCUGCCCACAGACUCCUGUAUACAAUCAGAACCGGAGGUCUACUUCCUGCUCAGACUCUGAACCCACUUCCUGGUUAUCACCUACAUAGAAUGAUGUAUAAUGUACUUCCAAAACGCAGCAAAUCAGCUUCCUGCUUAGGACCAAGGAAAAAAACAUAUAUCAUGGUUGGGCUGUCCAAUAAUACUUUCAGAUAUAAAGUCAAGUACCUGAUUGGGUCUGACAGUCUUGUUUUUUUAUUCUUCUUCAUGUCCUGAUCAGAAUGUUCUUUAAAUGUAGUUUGAACAGACUGUUAAACUACUUCCUACUUUGAUUGUACCCAUUUCCUGUCCUGUCUGUUCUUGUAAUUCUACUUCCUGUUCAAGCUAACGCCAUCUACUAUAAAGCAGAAAAUAAGGAAACUUUACAAAUGUGUUUAACUCUGAAGGGAAGUGUUGUCUUGGUCUUUGUACGUUUUAAAUGUGUAUUAGUAUUAUCAGAGGCCCACAGACAUCAAUGCAAUGUCUAUUUCACGUUAGUUCAACAUUAAAAUGACGUGGAGACAAUGUUGAUUCAACCAGUGUGUGCCCAGUGGGGGACCACUUUUAAGGGAUGGGAUCUGUUGCAUCAAAGAUCUUCCUCAAGUGUCCCUUCUCCUCUGAUUGUCCUCUGUGUGCUGGUGUUGUUGGUACAUAUUCUGCUGUAGAUUCGUUUUUAAUUUAAGGUGUUGUCAUUUAGUUGUUCUGUUUUCUGCAUGUUAAAUGUCCAGCAUGACUAUGCAUCGAUCUGUAGACAUCACAGUGCACUACUAUCUUUUCACAGAAUAAGUAAUAGUGGGAUUGGAUGAAAUACUCGGACUUCUUGCUUGCUCUGACUUCUCGCUUUCUAAUGUUUUAAAAAUUAUCACAUAUGUGAAACUUUUUGAGUUUACAUGCUUGAAUUUUUUUUUUUACAAUUAAUUUAAUACAGACUGCAAAAAAAAAAGGGUGAAAAUUGGGAGCUGGUUAUUAAAAAAACGAGAUGUUUACAAGAACUGAAACACACAGUGGAAUAGGUUGAUAAGGGUGUUUCGACUAGACCAAGUUGCAUGUUUUUAUUCUUCUUUUCACUGUUAAACCCAUCCUUCUUUCUUUGUAUGGUCACUCGGAACAUUACUGUGAGCAUUUUCCUACUGAUGUAAUAAAAUUCAUAAAAAAUGUGA